UCAAAAUUCGCAAGAAGAAACUUGAGGUCCGAAUCCCAAAUCCAUUUGAUUAUUAAGGUUGUAAUGGCAUACUCCUCCUCCAAUGAUUCUCAAAAUAAAGAGCAUGAAGUGUUUGUUAGCUUUCGAGGAGAGGACACGCGUAACACUUUCACUGGCCAUCUUAAUGCUGCGUUAAAGAGGUGCGGCAUCAGAACCUACAUAGACCACGACCUUAGGAGAGGUGAUGAAAUAUCUCAGACCCUUCUUAGAGCAAUCGAGGAAGCGAAUCUUUCGGUCAUUGUUUUCUCAGAAAACUUUGCCACGUCAAAGUGGUGCUUGGACGAGGUUGUGAAAAUAUUGGAGUGUAAGGAAAGAAAUGGGCAAAUUGUGGUGCCUGUUUUCUACCAUGUAGAUCCAUCUAUGGUGCGAAAUCAGACAGGGAGUUAUGGAGAUGCAUUUGCAAAACACGAACAACGUUUUGGAGGUAACACGGAGAAGGUGCAAAAAUGGAGAAAGGCUUUGACACAUGUUGCUAAUCACUCUGGCUGGGAAUGCUCACCCAACAGCAUGGAGUCUGAAUUAGUGGAGGAAAUUGGCAUGGACGUGUUGGAAAAACUGAAUCGCGUGUACGUUGGCGACCUUGAUCGUCAAAUUUGCAAGUACGAGCAACUUGUGGAGCUUCAAACGGAAUAUUCUGAUCAUAUAGGUCGCUAUGCAACACAAGAUCAUAUCAAGAAACUUAAGUUAGAAAGAGGUAUCCGUUUGCUUCGCCUCUAGUGCAAUCAGGCUGAAUGGUCUUUUCAAAUCCCCAUGCAUCAAAUAAUUUAUUAUCAAACUCAAACUCACUAUGUAUGUCUCUGAUUAUCUAUUAAUCGUUGCCAGAUCUACUUCGUUCUUCACUUCAAUUACUAUGUUAUUAAGUCUUCUCAGAACUAGAACAUUUCAUACAAGUACUCUUAAUCUUAAAGAAUUUCAAAUUUUCCAUU
Molecule: messenger RNA, 965 nt
Organism: Cajanus cajan (pigeon pea)
Lineage: Eukaryota; Viridiplantae; Streptophyta; Magnoliopsida; Fabales; Fabaceae
Product: toll/interleukin-1 receptor-like protein
Biological process (GO): signal transduction
Source: RefSeq, a predicted model, not a curated record